CGGAUCUUGACAUAGUUGUUUCAAACAGAAUCUUCGAUCUGAGUGACUUCUGCCCCGGAUCGGAAAAAGUAGUAUCCCAGCCGAUCGUCAGAAAUUGUAUCCGCACCUCCAUUGUUGACGAUCAUUACCACGCGAACCUCACUGUUCGUAAUAUAACGGACUGCAGCCGCUCCCCGACUUGAUCCUGUAUUUGAUUUACCGAUCAGCACAAGUUGAAUCACAUCUGAAAUUAUCGAAAAGCUGCACCACAUCACCCAUGAAUAAAAGAUGCUUGCAAUGGCUCUACAUAUGGGUUGCAAGUAAAGGUCGAGGUCAUGCCGAGCUGAUGUGAGAAAAAUACGUGAAACGAUGCACAUAUGAAAUUUGAAGCACCGCUCUCAGGACCCCGUAGAUUUAUCACUGGCUAUAUCUCCAGCGAUUCGCUUGCUCUCCUGUCGCGGAUCAACAUCUCUACAACUGUAUUCUUUUGCCAUGUUCUUGCUCGCCGCGCUUGGUGGUUCUACCACCUCCAGCUUCACCUACUACGUGAGUACAGGUGGUCUCUUGUAGAAGUGAAGUGACGGUGUCAAUACCCACUCCGUGUCCCAAGAUGUUCGCAGUUCUUUUCCAGCAACUCGCGGAAGCGGUGCUGCGACAGAAUGAUACCAGAGCUGCGGUGAGCGUCUACUACUCUACUUUUCUCGAAGAUUUUGUUGCCUCGACGAAUUCCUCUUCUAUUCCCGGUUCAACGCAAUCCGUUUCCCUUUCUUACAAGGAGCUCGUUCUUCACGUUGCGGCCGUAGCAAAGCUGUUGGCAAGUUUGAGGAGAAAAAAGGUCGGCGACGUAAACGAGGAGGGCAUCAGAAAGGAGCAAAAAAGGAAAAGCCCGGCGGGGGCAGAUCAUCAUCAUGUUGCGCUGCAAGAAGAGCAGUUGGACACAGGAUCCGAAAACAGACUCGGCAUCGACCGGCUGGGUGUCGAUCGGGAAAAAGACAUUACUAAGCAACUAAUCGUAGCUAUCGCAGUCCCGGAGAAACAAGACGCGAAGCACCUUCUGUUCCUGCCGGUGUUGCUCUUGGCGGUGCUAGUUUCGGGGAACGUCCUGGUGGUGGUGAAUACAGACGAUCCGGAACCGAGAGUGAAAUCGAUUCUCGAGGACUGCAGGCCGGAUAUUUUCCUCACCACCUGCAAAAAGCAGAAAAGACGCUGGGAAUGUACUUCGAAACAAGAUGGCGCAACAAGAACUUCUACUGCAGAGGUCCUUCACAAAAUGCAGUGCUUGCUGUUCGAUGUAGAGUGCGGAGAGAUUGUUUUUUCGGCACGAAACGACGACGUUUCCGUUCGUAGAGACCACGCUGGUACUAGCGAUAUUAUGGACCGGGAAAAUUAUUCUGCUUUGGAUCAACAGUCGUCUCUGCUGGACUUUGGCCAAGAGCAGGAAGACACGUCGCAAGAGUGGUUCGACGAGGGUGAUGUAAACCUGGAAAUCAGCCACAUUUUUUACACGAGCGGGAGCACGGGCACGCCGAAGGGGUGCGUCUGCACGGUCGCAAAUCUGAUGCACUAUUGCAAUGCGAAAAACCUCGCACACAAGAUCGACCGGACCGCCACGGUCUUGGUUGGAUCGCCCUUCGCGUUCGACCCCUGCUUGGGAGACGUGGUCGCCACACUGUUUUUCACCGGCCGGAGUGAGGAGGGGAGCGCCCAACUCGUGUUUCGGGGUGGGGGGGUUUCUUUCUUCGACGUGAUCAAAGCAGCUGGCGUUACUCACUUGCUGACCACACCCACGCUGUUCACGCACGAGGUGUGCAGGCCCGCAUUGGAGCGAGAUGCGGUGGCGGAGCAAAGCGACGAAGAAAACUGUCGGAAUGAUGCAACGACGGACUUUUUUGCUCUAGACACUGGAAGAAGUAGCUCUCCCAAGAGACGUCCUGCGCAGAUUCUACAGGAGACACAAAAGGACUUCGCGUCUCUCCAGCUAGUUGCCCUCGGCGGAGAAAAGAUGCCCGAGACGAUUGUCCGAUUUGUUCUCCAGUACGCCGUCAACUGCAACCUAGCGAACACCUACGGUGUCACGGAGUGUUGCGUCUACCAAACUUUUCACUACGUCGUCGAGCGCGCCGCUGCGCCCGUAGUACUUCCGGGUGGUGAAAUGAAGAUUCACUCGGGUCGUUUUCGUGGAGCAGGGGAAUUGAACAAGUGGCGCGCUGCGCCUGCGGCGAAAAGGCGUCAUAAAGACAAGCUCGGCACGCCGUUGACGCCCGCGAUGGAAUUGUGGUCCGUAUUGAAGAGCCACGAGGUCGAGGCGGAGGAGGAACACGAACAACGGGCCAGGCUUCUGGGGAUGGAAAAUCAAAAUGCAAUGCUCGAGUACGAGCUAGUCCUCUGCGGGUCCGAGCUUGUCGGGCUCGGGUACCUGAAUCGACCGGAGCUCACCGUGCAAAAGUUUUUUUUUGCUCCUGCCCCCGAAAUCUCGCAAGUGAGGCAGUUGAGCACGUCGGAGGAACAAAGCACUGUUAAAAACAGUGAUAGUGGUGCGGAUCUUCCGCCCCAGCGAGACACGACGAGGACGAGGUGUUUCCGAACCGGCGACCUAGUCGCCCCGAUCAUUGCUGACGAAUGUGAUCGUAGCCCAGAAGACAACGAAACGAAAACGCCGCUCGGUUCCGCAACUGAGGAUGCCGGUCGCGGCUCCUGGAUACUUCGAGGACGCAAAGACAACCAACUGAAAAUUUAUCCACAGUAAAUUUCCCGUACACGUACAGAUGCGGUCUCUGCAUGACAAAACUUGGCUUCGAUCCUAGUUUAGCAUGACAAGUCUUACGCUCCAAAUUGGUGAAAUUUGUGAUGCAUGUUGUACAUGUACGGGAAAUUUGUAUUGCAUGAAAUUAAUGGGCUGCGCAUAGAGCCAGAAGAGAUCGAAGCCGUUGUGCUUGCAUAUCAUGUGCAAAAGUAUCGUACUGCUAGUAAUUGCAAUAUGCAUGACAAAUUGCCCAUCUUAGGCAAAUCAGCAUUACAAAUUGCACUUUUCUCUUUCAAAAGUUUGUAAUGCAAUUUAUACUAGUACGAUGCUUUUGCAAUUCAUAUUGCAAACGCAGCUGAGAUUUUGGAGGAAGUCGCGGUGGUACCGGUGAGAUCUUCUCUUACUGCAAAGGAUGGUGCGACGAGUGGGCCUCUCCUGGUGGCUUGCUGCACCGUGAAGGUGCCUGGUUUAAGUGAAUUGCAAUCCGGCCCUCGUAGUUGGGAACAUUACCCUACACAAAGAAAUCGUGCUGCUACACGCGAAAGCGCUCUGCUGAAGAAAAUCCUCCGAGAGCUAGUCUGUGCCGGCACGUUGUCGGCCGCCCACACUCCGCACAGAUUUUUCUUUACGAACGAAAAACUUCCCCGGACCGGCACGGGAAAGAUUCACCGGGCGGCGCUCUCAUCAUACGGAACGAGAUUUCUACGUCACGAAGAGACAGAAACAUGGCGUCUGCAGAAUGGGCACCAGCACCAGGAUGGGCCACCUUCUGGUCACGAUCUCGAUCAACAAGAUGAUGAAACCGAUGACAUCAUGAGUGAUUGUUCCUUCUCGUCAUCUGCUGACGAACAAGAAGGCCAAGAAGCCGAAAAUCGAAAAGCCGAGAAGUCGAUUUCUGCACCAUCUUCGAGACAGGAGGACCUUCAUUCGAUAAUUUGGAAAAUUUGGUGUGAGGAGCUGUCCGCAGCAAGAGCAGUAGACCACCGGAGUAAUCGAUAUGCCUCGCUCCGAAAAAGCCGCGCGGACUUCCGCGAACUUGGCGGCGAUUCGCUCUCUGCUGUCCGGGUUUGCGCAAAGCUGGCUGCAGCACUCCGUACGGUGUGCCUGGUUGGAGUGGACGAGAAAAAUGCUCCAGACACACCUUUUUCAAAUGAGGACGCUUCUACGACAAAAAUGAGCGGUAAAGACAGCGAUCCCUUCGGAGAAAACCUGGCCCAGACGUGCUUUGCGCCCGCAGAACUCUUGCGACGAACGCAACUCGGUAAAUACGCACGGUAUCUGUCAUCGUUUGCUAGCCGAAGAAGUCGAAGUGCAACUGCAAGGAGCCCUGAGCAGGGACAAACAACAGUCGCCACGGAGUCGCCAACAGAGCAGAUGCAGAGACGGCAUGAUAGGAAUUUGCAUUUCGGCAGGGAGAUCCGCCCGUGGCUCUUUGCCGCGGUAAAGGCUGGAAGCGUGCCAGCGUUGCAGCAGCUAGCGUGGAUGGCUUCUACAUCUUCGCCUGCGGGACGUGAAGCUGCAGCCUCCAACGACAUCGACGCUGCAGGAACCGUCAAUCCAUUUACCGUCAUCGAGCCUUUUCUUUCCGAAGUGCUCGGAGUAGCUUUGCUCCACAGAGAUUUCACAGAGUCCCUGACGCAGGCUCAAGAAGUUGAUACGAGUAGCUGUAGCUUAAGUGUGGAAGCACGUGAAGGUCAGCGUCGAAGCCCGGUUGCGCCAAUCGUCUCAGUCGUGCGUUGGUUGCUGAGGGAAUUUACCAUCAACAAGGGAAAAACUCAGACCGACAAGGAAUGCAACGGCAAGAGCAACAAGAACAAGCAAAAGACAAGGAUUAGCAACUCAUCUUGCCCCGCGCCGGAACCUGUCCUCGCGACUGCCGAUGCGAAGCGGCUGCUCGUGAGAUGCCUACAAACAUACCCUGCCGAUGUCUGCCGAGUGAAAUUUCUGUUUGAAGAGAUCUUGACAGCCGGUGCGGCGACGACGAUGUGUCCAGGCGGUGCCGACUUCGCGUUUGCAGGGCCAGCGCGAACAAAAGCUCAGAAAGCGACCAAACGGAAAGAUGCCGGCGUGGCUGCUCCAGCGCACGUGCAGUGUACAGCAACCAAAAACCAAGCCGGCCGGGACAACAUCCUCUUUUCGAUAACCGACAGAAUCGAGAUCCUCCGCGAAGACCGGCAGACGCUGUUGCACAUUGCAGCGCGCGCAGGCUGCAGCGCAAAGGUUCUGGAGUAUUUGUUUCAGGAGCGAACGGACCAGACAGCCCUGGCGCUCGACGUAUACGGGCGCACUCCCCUACAUUGGGCGGUCACAAACGGCCACCGAUCGGUUGUGGAGUGGCUCUUGACGAGCUUCCCGCCACAUGUCGUGCCCAAGAUGAAGGACUUGAAAGAUGAGAAGGACGAGACCGCUGUGCAAAUCGCAGAACGACGGGCCUUGUGCGCGAAUCGGGUAGCCGCGGCCACUAGUGCAGCCGGUAACGAGCAGAAACACGAGGGAACGACAAAAGACGAGAGAGACGCACCGGCCAGCCUGUUUGGCGGUUUGGCCAAACUACUUGGUGGCAGCGGUAGUACGAAGAACUUGACGCAGCAGAACAAGCAAGAAAAGGGGAAUGCGAACAAGAGAAGUAAGUGA
This is a messenger RNA of Amoebophrya sp. A120, 5356 nucleotides long. The record is from the annotation of a GenBank genome assembly. NCBI's taxonomy places the organism in Eukaryota, Dinophyceae, Syndiniales, Amoebophryaceae.